Corylus avellana is the source of this 1432-nucleotide messenger RNA. RefSeq lists its product as uncharacterized. The record is from RefSeq and is a predicted model, not a curated record. Lineage: Eukaryota; Viridiplantae; Streptophyta; Magnoliopsida; Fagales; Betulaceae.
CACAGGAACCCAUAAAGCAGCUGCCUGGCUUUCUUUCUUGUUUACUUCAACACCCUUUCGCUUCCCUCUGUUUAUUGCUUCUUCUUCGUGGGUUUCACGUGCGUCCGUGUUGGGGUGUCUUUUCCUCUGUCUUCGUGGUAUAUUGAAAACCAUGAAAAGCAAUCGUCUUGGAAGUGGAAUAGGCCAGAUUAGCAGGAAAGGCGUGGAGGAGGCAGCUACUCAAGUCACUCGGGGGGAUUUGAUAUGGGUCAGGCUCAAUGGUGGCUCGUGGUGGCCUGCACAGGUUGCUGGUGAGAAUACUGUCAAUGGGGGCAUUAAACUCAGAAAUAAAUCAGCGGGGGAAGUUCUUGUUAGGCUCUAUGGAAGCUAUAAAUACUUGUAUGUGGAUCCUGUAAAAUGUCAUUCUGAGUUUGAGCUAAUGCUCGAGCAGAAUAAUGGUUGCCGUCGGAAAAUUUUUGAGAAAGCCCUGGAGCAGGAUUGUCCUCGCUCAAAAUAUGGUAGAUCGAAGAGACGAGGAGCCAAAUCUAAGGAAAAUGUAGGAAUUGACGCAUCUAGAGAUAAGUCCAAUCAAAAUCAAGUCAAGGAUCAGGAUAUAGAAGCCUCAAAUUAUGUAAGGGUUUCUCCAAGAGGGCAUCCUCCAACAUUUACACCAAAAAUGAAGGUGAAGAAUGGAAGUUCCAGAAAAGCUGAGGAAGCCAAAAAUGAGGCCUCUAAGCAAGAUGGGAUGAAGAAGAAUCUUAAACCAAAUAGCUCAAUCUCUGAGGAGAGGGCAGCAGAAAAUAUAACCUCUAAACAAGAUAGGAGGUUGCUAAGGAAUCUCAAACAGUUUCGGUCAAGUGGUGAGGAAAAAAAAUCUAAGCAAAAUGUGGUGCAGAAGACGAGUCGAAGGGCCAAGGAAGAGGCAAGAAUUAAAAUCUCUAUGCAAGGGGCAUGCCAGAGUCUCAAGCGAAAGAGCCCAAGUACUGACGAACAACUAGAUAACAAGCCAAAUAGUAGCAAAAACUUUAAGCAAGUUGAGGUGCAGAAUAAUCUCAGGACAAAGCACGCAGGCACUGAGAAAGGGAAGGAAUGCAAAAUUUCUGUUCAAGAUGUGCAGAAAAAGGCUAAGCCAAAUAACCAAAGCACUGAGGAUGAUGCAAAAAUUAGAACCUGUAAGCAAGAUGAGGUGCUGAAGAAAAACAAGUUAAAUAGCCCAUGCUCUGAAACAACUUUAUUUGGAAAGUCCCAAGAACUGAGUGCCCGAAGAAUGAAAGUGAUGCAAAGUCUUGGUCUGAUUGCUCCUUCUGGGUCACCAUUCCACAAAAAUGGACACUUUUGUCUGAGUUUGUGCUAAUUGCUGGUACUGAUCCAUUAUUAUUGUACACUUUUAUCGAGACAUGUAUUUGGUUUACUUUUUCUUUUGUAUUAGAACUUUAAAAAAUGAGAACCUUUU